This is a messenger RNA of Nanorana parkeri, 1517 nucleotides long. RefSeq names its product zinc finger protein OZF-like. NCBI's taxonomy places the organism in Eukaryota, Metazoa, Chordata, Amphibia, Anura, Dicroglossidae. The transcript has 2 exons. Bases 3 to 1517 code for a protein of 504 amino acids. The record is from RefSeq and is a predicted model, not a curated record.
AGAUGGAAGAUGAGGACAUCACAGCAGAUUGUGCGGGAGAAGAGACAAUGAGCUCAGCUAUGGAUAGUGGACGUCACAGUGUGGAGAGACCACGGACUCCCUCUGACUCUGAGCGGCCCCAUCCUGUGGGGGAUGGUGCCGGAAUUCAGGGGCAGAAGACAUUUUCCUGUCCUGAUUGUGGGGAAAGGUUCAUCUCUGAAUUAAGUCUUUCUGUACAUCAGAAAUAUCACACGGGUGAGAAGCUUCAUUCUUGUUCUGAGUGCGGGAAAGGUUUUCUUCAGAAAUCACAACUGGUCAGGCAUCAGAAAAUUCACACGGGUGAGAAGCUCUAUUCCUGUGCUGAGUGUGGGAAAAGUUUUUCACGGAAGUCCCAUCUUUUUAGACAUCAGAAUUUGCACAAAGGCGAGAAGCCGUAUGCCUGCCCUGACUGUGGGAAAAGUUUUUCAGAGAACUCUGACCUUGUUAGACACCAAAGAUCGCACACAGGGGAGAAACCAUUUUCCUGUCCUGAGUGUGGGAAAAGUUUUUCAAGGAAGUCCCAUCUUAGAGAUCAUCAGACAUGCCACACACAGGAAAAGUUGUUUUCCUGCCUUGAGUGUGGGAAAUGUUAUUCACGGAAAUCAGAACUUAUCAAACAUCAAAGAUCUCACACGGGUGAGAAGCCGUAUUGUUGUCCUGGGUGUGGAAAAUGUUUUCUCCAUAAAUCGGUGCUGAUCAGACAUCAGAGGUCCCACACGGGCGAGAAGCCUUUUCCCUGUCCAGAGUGCGGGAAAAGUUUCCCUCAGAAGUCCUGCCUCAUCAGCCAUCAGAAAUUACACACGGGCGACAAGCCAUUCUCCUGUCCUGACUGCGGGAAAUGUUACCCAAAGAAAUCAGAACUCGUCGUGCAUCAGAGAUCUCACACGGGGGAGAAGCCAUUUUCCUGUCCCGAGUGCGGGAAGCUAUUUGCGCAGAGGACCAAUCUUUCCAGACAUCUGAGAUUGCACACGGGGGAGAAGCCUUACGCCUGCCCCGAAUGCGGGAAAUGCUGUUCGCGGAAAUCAGACCUUGUUAAACAUCAAAGGUCUCACACGGGGGAGAAGCCGUAUUCCUGCCCUGAGUGCGGGAAAUGUUUUUCAGAUAAUACCACCCUCGCCAGACAUCACAGAUUGCACACGGGCGAGAAGCCUUAUACCUGCCCUGAGUGCGGGAAAGCUUUUUCACGGAGAGCAGACCUGGUGAUACACGAACGAUGUCACACAGACGAGAGGCCAUAUCCGUGCCCUGUGUGUGGGAAAGGUUUUACACACAAUUCCAGUCUUAACGCCCACAAGAGGUCUCACACGGGCGAGAAGCCGUACCCCUGUUCCGAGUGCGGAAAAUGUUUUUCCCGGAGGACUUAUCUUACCGAUCAUCAAGUGUGCCACGCGUUGGAAAAGCUGUACUCCUGCACCGAGUGCGGAAAGCGCUGCACGCGGCAGGCGGAUCUCGACAAGCAUCGAAAAUCCCACGUUGGAAAAGCUGGAAAUUUGAGCUAA